AUGGUAGGCCAGAGAGUGUUAUUAUGGUUGGCUGUGGUGGGCGUGGCAGAAGUGGGCGUGUCAGCUUUGUUGGACGACGUGGUGGACAGCUUGCGAAAUCUUCCGGUCAUCGGCAACAUCCUGCAGGCUUCAUUCCAUCCUGUUUUCCGCCCCGUGAUGCCGUCGUUGCAAGCUGCAGGACACCGAGAGAGCACCGACGAGGACCUCGAGAGCCCCUGCUAUGAGGACCUGGGAUGCCUCUACACAUCAAAGGAAUUCUACCACCCGUUCCACCGUCCCGUGAACGUCCCGCCGUACUCCAGGGAACAGGUGAACGUCAAGUACACUCUGUACACGCGCAAGGACCGUGAGGGAACGACCGUCGGCGCCCAGGACGUGAAGCAGCUGGUCAACACGAGUUUCAGUCCUUUUAAGAAAACUAAGAUUCUUAUCCAUGGGUUUCUCAGCACGAAUACGGUGACGUGGAUGUUGGAGAUGACCAGGGCCUUACUCGUGCACGACGACUUCAACGUGGUGGCCGUGGACUGGUCGGGGGGGUCGAGGGCCCUCUACACGCAAGCCACGGCCAACACGCGCCUCGUAGGGCUCGAGGUGGCCCACUUGAUACGACGUCUGCAUGAGCUCUCGGGUCUCAGUCCUCAAGAUGUCCAUAUCAUUGGCCAUUCGCUCGGGGCUCAUGCGGCAGGGUACGCGGGCGAGAGAGUGACCGGCUUAGGGAGAAUCACGGGCCUGGAUCCAGCCGAACCGUAUUUCCAGCAUCUGUCUCCCCGCGUCCGCCUCGACCCGACCGACGCCGCGUUCGUCGAUGUUAUCCACACCGACACCAACUCUAUCCUCGCCCUGGGCCUGAGGCAGCCGGUGGGGCAUCUCGAUUUCUACCCGAAUGACGGAGGCGCUCAACCCGGCUGCGAGACCAUUGCCCGGGUACCUCUGACGGCGAUGACGGACGGCAAGAAUAUCUUUGAGGGUCUCGACGCAGCGCAGAGAGACCUGGUGGCUUGUCGACAUUACCGCGCUCCUAAGCUCUUUACCGACGCCAUAUUUUCGUCCUGCCCGUACAUAGCUUUCCAGUGUGAGUCGUACAAGCAGUACCUGGCCGGACAAUGUACGAGCUGCGGCGAGGACGGUUCAAAGUGCGCGCGUUUAGGCUUACAGGCGGAGAGGUGGCCGGGGAGAAACCGAACCCAGCGCGCCGCCAUGUUCCUCUCGACAGCUGAUGGACCCAACUAUUGCUUGUACCAUUACCGAUUGAUUAUCGAAGUGGCUCACAUAAUCGGGAGAUUGGGCUCAGUCCGCGGACACUUGCAUAUCUACGCCAUCAACGCCAACGGACAGAUUCGCGAGCUUCACAUGGCUCACUCGGCGAAGACCUUCCACCCCGGCAGGAGCUACACUUUCCUGGCACAUCACCGACAGGACCUGAGUGACACACAGGAGAUCCUCGUCCACUGGAGUUACGAGGCGAGUCCCUUCGACCCUUCCACCCUCUGCGUCCUCUUCUGCGACACCAGUCUUCCUCUGGGCAGCAUCUCCUUCUCCAGCGUGGAUCAGGUGGCGAAUAGACGAUACAAGAACUACAUCUCCGAAGGACCAGACAACGUGGCCAUGUGUCACAAGCAAGGCCACAACCUCAUCCUCAUCAAGAGCGGGGAGACCGUGAAGCUGGCGUCAUCCCCCAAGUGUGACCUUGUAACCAGGCGGCUCCUGGUGCUCCUGGAUGCCGUGUCCAGGCCGAUUCGUUACGUCAAAGCGAUAUCCGAUUCUCCCAACCUAAUCGAGCCUGUGAAUUGGGUCGCGGUUCGGUAGGUUAGGGGAAGUUGGGUUGGGCUUCGAAAUCUGGGUUAGGUUCGGGUGUGGGUAAGUUUGGGAAAGUUGGUAAGGUGAAGUGGGAUAGGUUGGGUUGGGGUGUGGGGAAGUUAGGGUAAGUUAGUGGGGUGAGUUGGGAUAGGUUUGGUUGGGUGUGGGCAAGUCCGGGGUAAGUUAGGGAUAGGGCAGAUGAAAGUUCGGGUCGGUUAGGAUAGAUUUAGGUGAGUUUGCCUAAGUUCAGGAUAUGUUAGAAUACGUUCCGGAGGAUAGAUUAGGGUAUGUUGGGGUACGGUAGAAUAAGUCAGCAUUGGUUUGAGCAGAUUUGGGUAAGUUUACGUAAUCUAUCAUGAGUCUGGAUAAACAAGAGUGUGUAGGGAUAGUCUGGGAUGGGAUAAGUAGAGGUCAAGGUAUGUAACUAUAGAUUAUUAGUUCUGGUAGUUCAGGAUAAAUUUUAGAAUAGGUUAGGUUUGGUUACAGUCAGUUGAAGAUCAAGAGAAUCGGUUUGUUUA
Penaeus chinensis is the source of this 2315-nucleotide messenger RNA. Its product is annotated as pancreatic triacylglycerol lipase-like. Lineage: Eukaryota; Metazoa; Arthropoda; Malacostraca; Decapoda; Penaeidae. Gene Ontology annotation, molecular function: lipase activity. Gene Ontology annotation, biological process: lipid metabolic process. The record is from RefSeq and is a predicted model, not a curated record.